AUGCUGAAAGAAGAAUGUAUUCUCGAUUGUUCAAAAUUAGUAACAUUUGAUAUAGAAACAAAAUUAAUAACUGAAAAACUAGAUCAUUGGUAUUUAGAUAUGAAAAAAAAUCUUAUGAAUGAAUUUGAUAAAUUACGUUUACGAUUUCUAGAAGAAGUUCAACAAAAUAUUCUACAUGAAAAAGAAAUUCAAGCAAAAGAAUAUAUCUGUUUGAAUCAAGAUAUUAAAAUUAUGUGUGAAAUAUUAAUACAUUAUAAAAAUAUUAUUGAUCAAAAAGAACAAACAGAAACAAAUCUUCAUAAAUCAUUAAAUGUACUUUAUAAUAAAACUAUUUUAUAUCAUCAUUAUUAUGAAUGGCGUAUAAUUUAUAUUGAAAAACGACAACAAAAAUAUUCAUUAUUAUUAGCAAAAGAUUUUUAUGAAAAAAAAAUUAAAAAAAAAGUAUUAAACAAUUGGAAACAACUGAUUGAACGAGAAUGGAAAAAACAUUUUGAAUUAAUAUAUAAAAAAAAAUCAAAAAUUAUUCUUAAUGAAUUAAUUAAUCGAUAUGAAAUAAAAUAUAAACAAUUAGAAUUACAAUUAUUAAAUGCAAAUGAAGAAAUAACUCAAUUAAAACUUAAUCGAAAUAUACAUGAUGAAACACUUAAAAAAUCUUUUAUGCGUGGUAUUUGUGCUUUAAAUAUGGAAGCUAUGUCUGUAUUAUUUAAAGAUAGACAUGAAUAUGAUACAAUAACUAAUGAAAACCAACAACGAGACUAUUACAAACAAAGAAACGAUGACAAUAUUGAUGAAGGUGUAACAUUAACAGGCUCAUCAAUAAUUAAUGAUGAAGAAAAUGAUUUAAAAUAUUCAUCUCAUUAUCAUACACAUCCAAGAUAUGUUCAUAAAGAUUAG
This is a messenger RNA of Rotaria sp. Silwood1, 894 nucleotides long. The record is from the annotation of a GenBank genome assembly. NCBI's taxonomy places the organism in Eukaryota, Metazoa, Rotifera, Eurotatoria, Philodinida, Philodinidae.